AUUUUUUUAAAAGUAUAUACAGUGCAUAGUAUACUCAUUAACUACAGGUAAAAUUAAGAUGGUAAAACUCGCGUUUAUUUAAAUGUACGGGCGUCUCCUCUGGCGCGUCAUUAGUAUUUAUAAAUAGAUAGGCACAUGUAAUAGAUGGAAGUAACCACGAUGUCCCCUAAAGUCUAUGUUGUAUUUCUAAGAAUACAUAAUAUUUUAAUUAUUCACAUUUUGGCUAUUCAUGUAUAAUAUACAAAUUACAAAAAUAGUUCAUAAUUGUUUGUCUCGUUAUUUUUAAUUUUGAUUUUUAAUUUUUGAACAUUAGCCGAUAUUUUUUUGCUUCCAAACAUUGCUGAAGAUCGUACAUUAUGGGUGGGGGACUUUGUAAAAUCAAAUUAUCCAGUAUCCACCCAUAACAUAAGAUCAGACGAUCCAUUCCUUCAUUAUAACAUUGCUCUUAUUCAAUUAAAAUAACAAUCAAUAUCAGCUGAAAAUAAAAGCUGAACGUUAAUUGAAAAUGAGCCAUUUUACCCUUUUUUAUUUUUAAAUUUUAUUAGCAAUCAUAAAAGGUGAAUUACUCGUCUGAACGAUUACGAGCCAAUGCUACAAUUUAACCCAAACAAUGCAAUGACGUCAGUUCCAUAAAGGUAACAUAAAGUAGGUCAUUCUCAUGUUUUGUUUAUGGCACGAAUAGUUUCAGUAGUCAUACGCAGUUAUUUUCUUUUACGAAUCCAUUGAACGUGUGUUGAUAAUAAUUGAUAUUUUCUAGGGCACAAGACUUGAGCAACUAAAAGCGAACAGGUUGUGUUAAACAUUGUAGCGUCCUUCUCGAAUAAAAACUUUAAUAAGAAAAAAAAACACCAAAAUGGGUAAACAAAAUAGCAAACUAAAACCAGAGGUCUUAGAAGAUCUGAAGCAAAACACUGAGUUUUCAGAUGCCGAAAUACAGGAAUGGUACAAAGGAUUUUUAAAAGAUUGUCCAAGUGGACAUCUGUCUGUAGAGGAAUUUAAGAAAAUAUACGGGAAUUUCUUCCCGUACGGGGAUGCAAGUAAGUUCGCAGAACACGUGUUUCGAACGUUCGACGCGAACGGCGACGGCACGAUAGAUUUUCGGGAGUUCCUGUGUGCGCUGAGCGUGACGUCACGCGGCAAGCUCGAACAGAAGCUGAAGUGGGCCUUCUCCAUGUACGACCUCGACGGCAACGGGUACAUAUCCCGGCAGGAGAUGCUCGAGAUUGUUACUGCGAUCUACAAAAUGGUCGGAUCAGUGAUGAAGAUGCCGGAAGACGAGUCGACACCGGAAAAGAGGACGGACAAAAUAUUCCGGCAGAUGGACCGGAACAAGGACGGGAAGCUCUCCCUGGAGGAGUUCAUAGAGGGCGCCAAGAGUGACCCCUCAAUUGUCCGGCUGCUCCAGUGUGACCCACAGUCGCAGUGAUACCCUAAAUAUUAAUGUCUUUAUGAACCACUCUUAUCCACACGUCUAAGUAUGAACCUAUUGUAAUAUAUCACCCUUAUUACUGUGCUUGUAAGAGCUAGUGCGCGUUGUAAGCGUUGGUUGCACAAAUCAUCCAUUAUGGACGUACGUCUUGAUGCUUGAUGCUUGAUCGGAUUGUUAUGAGUUUGUGUAAUGGCCGAGUGUUGUAUUUGAACGAAAUGUUUAUAAUCCCAAUGUGUUUAUCCGUAUUUUUUUUUUAUUUGUGUACGUCAAAAUUAAUGUUAAACUUUUGUUUGUCAACGAUCGUGAUAUCGGGCUGUGAAAAGAUUAGUGUAAAAUUUUAUUAAACGGCACGUUGUUUAUUUCGAGACGUUAAACCUUACACUCACGAUCGCGUUGAUGUAAUAUUGGAUUGUUAUGAGAUCUGAUUGUUUUGUGUUUUAAAUUAUGAAUCUUAUGAAUAAAUAUAUAUAUACAAGACCAGUACGGUUAACAUAGUGAUUUGAACGAAUAUAAUGUAAUUGCAAAUAUGUAAAUUCUAGAUUAUAACUAUGUUAACAUCUUAAAUGUUAGCAAUCUUAAAUGUUAGCAAUUAGAUGAUGCAUAUUUGAUUAAUGAAUCUGUAUAAGCGCUGGUCUGUGUAAAAUAUUUAUCGGAUGUAAUUAUUUGAGCGAAUCAAGCAUCAGGACAAUGUGUGCGGCCAUGUUGUUUAUAGUGUUUAAAUAUCUUCCCCGUAUCUAGGUAGGUAAUACACACCGUUUCUACCCAUCGCGGUAUCUGCUUCCGUAUAAGCGGGCUGCUGGCCUCUAUUCCAAUAGUUUGUAAAAUGUGUAUUGUCUAACCAUUUUAGACUUUAAUAUUAGCUUAUUUUUUAUAGUAAUUUAAAACGUCGUACCUAUUACAGAAGGUUGCCUUUACCAUCAGUCUCGAUUAUUUAACGCAUUAGGUUAGUGAGUUCGAAGCGAAUUAGCAACAACACGCUAAACAGAUCCGUUUUUGUAGAACAAAGUCUUUCCAGUAACGUUAUGUAUUUUAUUAAAUAAUAUGUAUGGACGUACCAGUGAAAUGAUUGUUUAGAAUAUCUUCCAUAUUCGAUAGUG
This is a messenger RNA of Manduca sexta (tobacco hornworm), 2526 nucleotides long. Its product is annotated as neurocalcin homolog. Bases 854 to 1426 code for a protein of 190 amino acids. Gene Ontology annotation, molecular function: calcium ion binding. The record is from RefSeq and is a predicted model, not a curated record. The transcript is spliced from 4 exons. Lineage: Eukaryota; Metazoa; Arthropoda; Insecta; Lepidoptera; Sphingidae.